UCUUGCAGGUUCGAAUCCACAGCAAAAAAUGGCCCAACUAGCUGCUGCAGAUGAUAUCGGAUCUCUGCGCGUCGAAUUAGCAGAGAUCGGGCGGAGCUUGAGGUCAUCUUUCAGGACCUAUUCGAGCUUACGGAGCGAAUCCAAUGUGCACUCUGAAAGAGGAUCUGAGGAAGAUGAGGAGCUUUACUGGGCAGCCAUGGAGAGAUUGCCGACUUUCGAAAGGUUACGGACGUCGGUCUUCCACAUUGAAGACGGCCAUCGUGGAGAAAAUAACAAAGGAAAGAAGGUGGUGGAUGUUACAGAUCUUGGAGCAAUUGAGAGGCGCCUCUUCAUCGAAAAGUUGAUCAAGGACAUAGAGGAAGACAACAGAAAGCUACUGUCGAAGCUGAGGGAAAGGCUGGAUAAGGUCGGUAUAAAGUUGCCAACAGUAGAAGUGAGGUACAAAAAUCUCUCCGUGGAUGCCAAAUGUGAAGUGGUUGAUGGGAAGCCGCUACCAACAUUAUGGAAUGCAACCAAAAGCAUCGCCUCUGGAUUGGUAAGACUCGUAGGAUUGAAGCCACCGGAAGCAAAUAUCAACGUCAUCAAAGAUGUCAGCGGGAUUAUCAAGCCAUCAAGGCUAACACUUCUCAUGGGCCCGCCUGGUUGUGGAAAGACCACCUUGCUGCUUGCACUUGCAGGAAAGAUAGAUAAAUCGCUACAGUUGAUUGGUGAGAUUUCAUACAACAAGUAUAAGUUAAAUGAAUUUGUUCCACAAAAGACAUCUGCUUACAUAAGUCAAUACGACCUUCACAUCCCAGAAAUGACAGUGAGAGAAACCCUUGAUUUUUCUGCCAGGUGCCAGGGUGUGGGAAAAAAAACUGAGAUGAUGAUGGAACUGAAUAAGAAAGAAAAAGAAGCUGGAAUCAUGCCAGAUCAUGAUAUAGACAUCUAUAUGAAGGCUACAUCAAUUGCGGGAUUAAAGAGAAGUCUUCAAACGGAUUACAUUUUGAAGAUUCUUGGAUUAGACAUAUGCUCUGACACCAUUGUGGGUGAUGCCAUGAGAAUAGGCAUCUCUGGUGGACAAAAAAAAAGGUUAACCACAGGGGAGAUGAUUGUGGGGCCCACAAAGACUCUUUUCAUGGAUGAGAUAUCAACUGGAUUGGAUAGCUCAACUACAUAUCAGAUAGUCACAUGUCUUCAACAAUUUGUACACAUCACAGAUGCCACGGUGUUGAUAUCUCUGCUCCAACCAGCACCAGAGACGUUUGACCUCUUUGAUGAUCUCAUAUUGAUGGCAGAGGGCAUGAUUGUUUACCAUGGUCCUCGUGUCCAUGCUCUUCAGUUCUUUGAGGAUUGUGGUUUCAAGUGCCCAGAAAGGAAGGGUGCUGCUGAUUUCCUUCAAGAGGUAAUAUCUAGAAAGGAUCAAGCACAGUAUUGGUACCGGUCAGAACCGUAUGCAUAUGUAUCUAUAGACCAGUUCGUGAAGAAAUUUAAAGCAUCAGAUGUUGGUCAAAAACUAUUAAUGGAACUUCUGGAACCAGUUGAUGAGUCUCAAAGCCAUAAAGAUGCUGUCUCCUUCAGCAUUUACUCCCUAACCAAAUGGGAACUUUUGAAGGCUUGCAUGAGUAGGGAGAUGUUAUUAGUGAGGAGGAACUCAUUUGUCUAUAUCUUCAAGACUGUUCAGCUUGCCAUUGUGGCAUUUAUCACCAUGACUGUGUAUUUGCGUACAAGGAUGCAUGUCACUUUGACGGGUGCAAACUACUAUCUGGGUUCCAUCUUUUUCUCCCUCAUCAUACUCAUGGUCAAUGGUUUUCCAGAACUAGGAAUGAUGGUCCUCAGGCUGCCUGUGUUCCAUAAACAAAGAGAAUUUUACUUCUAUCCUGCGUGGGCAUAUACUUUGACCGCAGCUAUAUGGAAGAUUCCACAUUCUCUGAUCGAGUCUUUCAUCUGGACAGGGUUAACCUACUAUGUGAUUGGAUAUAGUCCUGAGCUAGAAAGGUUUUUCCGCCAGUUCCUUCUUCUCUUUGCUGUGCAUCAAUUUGCAGCUUCUCUCUUCCGCUUCCUUGCCUCUGUUACCCAGACAAUGGCUGCUGCUUUCAUGGCUGGCAUUUUUACUUUACUAACAAUCUUACUGUUUGGUGGCUUCCUUAUUCCCCGACCUUCCAUGCCGGUCUGGUUGAAAUGGGGAUUUUGGAUAUCUCCGAUGACCUAUGCUCAGAUAGCAAUUUCUGGCAACGAAUUCCUUGCCCCGAGAUGGAGAGAGAUUUCUUCUGGAAAUACCAGUGUGGGGCAUCAAGUAUUGAAGAGCAGAGGACUUGAUUUCCCUAGUUACUUUUAUUGGAUAUCAGUGGGAGCCCUUUUUGGCUUCACAAUACUUCUCAAUAUUGGAUUCACGCUAGCCUUAACUUAUAUGAAGUCUGCUGGCAGGGGUCAUGCUAUUAUUUCUAGAGAAAAGCUCUCUGCACUGCAGGGAAAGGAAGAGGGUACCCUGCCUAGUAGCAUUAAGGCGCACAAGAGAACAGGAAAUAUGGUGCUGCCCUUUGAGCCAUUGUCUGUAGCAUUUCAGGAUGUACAGUACUUUGUAGAUACUCCUCAGGAAAUGAGAAAUCAAGGGGUGACAGGGAAAAAGCUUCAGCUACUUAGAGGCAUAACAGGUGUAUUCAGGCCUGGCGUUCUUACUGCACUAAUGGGUGUUAGUGGAGCAGGGAAGACAACUCUUAUGGAUGUUCUUUCUGGAAGAAAAACUGGUGGCCACAUUGAAGGAGACAUAUGGAUUGGAGGGUAUCCUAAGGUUCAGGAAACAUUUGCUAGGAUAUCUGGGUACUGUGAACAAACCGAUAUUCAUUCUCCACAUGUUACUGUUGAAGAAUCAGUCAUUUACUCAGCAUGGUUGAGAUUAGCACCUGAAAUCGAUGACAAUACUAAAAGGGAGUUCAUAAAUGAAGUACUGGAAACUAUUGAACUUGAUAGAAUUAAAGACGCAUUGGUUGGCAUUCCUGGUGUAAAUGGUCUCUCAACGGAGCAGCGAAAACGCCUAACUAUUGCAGUUGAACUUGUUGCAAAUCCAUCUAUAAUUUUUUUGGAUGAGCCCACAUCGGGCUUAGAUGCAAGGGCAGCUGCUAUCGUUAUGCGUACGGUGAGGAAUGUGGUUAAUACUGGAAGAACAGUAGUGUGCACAAUCCAUCAACCAAGUAUUGACAUAUUUGAGUCCUUUGAUGAGCUAAUGCUGCUGAAACGUGGUGGUCAAAUAAUUUAUGCUGGGUCACUUGGUAGACAUUCGGGUGAUGUUAUUCAAUACUUUCAGGGGAUUGCUGGUGUUCCAAAGAUCAAAGACAACUACAACCCAGCAACAUGGAUGUUGGAAGUUACUACUAUUUCAAUUGAAAGGCAGCUUAACAUAGACUUUGCUCAACUUUACAAGGAGUCAUCUCUCUAUCAGAGAAACAACGAACUAGUUAAACAAUUGAGUACACCAUCCCCUGGUUCAAAGGACUUAAGUUUCCGAACUGUAUUCCCACAGAAUGACUGGGGACAGUUCAAGGCCUGCCUCUGGAAGCAGUAUCUGUCAUACUGGAGAAAUCCUUCAUACAACUUGUCUCGUAUUACAUUCGUACUUAUCACUUCUUUCCUUUUUGCUGCACUCUACUGGAAGCAUGGGCAGAAAAUCGAUACGCAGCAGAAUCUGUUCACCAUACUGGGGUUGUUGUUCUCCGGAACUAUCUUCUUAGCCAUUAAUAGCUGCAUGACAAUUCAUUCUGUGGUAGCAACUGAGCGGAUAGUCAUGUAUCGGGAAAGAUUUGCCGGAAUGUACUCUGCACGUGCUUAUUCACUGGCACAGGUUGCCAUCGAAAUUCCUUGUGCAUUGAUCCAAGCCGUUACAUGUUGGAUUAUCACAUACCCUUCAGUUGGUUAUUACUGGUCUGCUUAUAAGAUCUUCUGGUACAUCUUUUCGAUAUUUUGUAUGCUCCUAUACAGCAGUUAUCUUGGGAUGCUGGUGGUCUCAUUAACUCCGAACGCUCAAAUUGCUGCUAUCCUGCAAUCUGUUUUCAACACAUUACUGACUCUCUUUGCUGGCUUCCUGAUACCUGGAAAACAAAUUCCAAAGUGGUGGAUAUGGCUAUACUGGAUCACCCCUUCAAAUUGGACUAUCCGUGGACUUUUUACAUCACAGUAUGGUGACAUAGACAAGGAGAUUGACGUAUUUGGAGAAAAGAAGGCAGUCAGUUUGUUCCUGAAAGAUUAUUUUGGCUUUCGACAUGAUCAGUUGGGCGUUGUGGCAGUUGUUCUCAUCGCAUACGCUGUUGUCUUCGCUUCUUUGUUUGCUUAUUGUAUAUCUAAGCUUAAUUUUCAGAGAAGAUGAUUAUUGCUUUCCGCAUGAUUGCUAGUUCUUCAAACAGAUUCAUGUUCACUCAAUUUAUCUCAACUAAUACAGAACAGCUCGACUGCUUA
Molecule: messenger RNA, 4428 nt
Organism: Nymphaea colorata (pocket water lily)
Lineage: Eukaryota; Viridiplantae; Streptophyta; Magnoliopsida; Nymphaeales; Nymphaeaceae
Product: pleiotropic drug resistance protein 3-like
Exons: 24
Coding region: 29-4339 (1436 amino acids)
Cellular component (GO): membrane
Molecular function (GO): ATP binding; ABC-type transporter activity; ATP hydrolysis activity
Source: RefSeq, a predicted model, not a curated record